AAGUCGGGAGGGGCGUCGAGAAAGUUGGCAAUGGGCCACCUCGGCUGGUGGCUGGACCGGGAUCAGAAGAACCCAUCAGAGACGAAGAGACGGUCGCUCGACGAUGACGCUCGAGUUCGACACGAAGAAGGCUCUGUAACGACAUUCUCUUCUUGUUUCACAUUCGACUUAUUUUCCGUUGUAACGACUAAAUCGAGAAAGAAAGAAUCUUGGUACACGGCCUUCGUACACGACGCCGACGUUCGAUUUUAUUUGGUGGUUCCUCGUCCGUCUAGAAAUGAAUCAAGAAGCCAGAUCUCCCGGUCUGAACAUGGAACACGGAUUCGUCAAAAAAAUCGAACACAAUCAGCACCUCCGACAGCAACAGUUCAAAGACGAUUCGGUGAAGAGACAAGAAGCCGCCAAGCUAGUCAGACGCGUCGGUUUCCAAAAUAAAACUCCGAAACCCAGCAUGGAACUGUACCGACCUCCAAGUGUCCGGAUGUCUGAAGAUUUUAAUACAUUUAAUCUCAAACAGUAUUCCAUAGCGGGAAAUAAUGGCAAUAAUCUUGUCAGUGACUGUCAUGCCGUUGGUAUGGUUUCAGCCAGUACAGAAAUGACGCACAAAAGCGGUGGAAACCACAGGGUUCACUUUCAGACGUCUCACAGUCCCAAGUCUGUGGAUCUGAAAAUGAUGUUGCAGAGAUCGAAGAGUUUUGGAGGAACAGACCUGAUGGAAGUAGCUGCCGUGGGAUUUGAACGAGAUAGUUUUCCAUUAGAAUAUCAUGGAAUUAUAAAGAGAGCACUACACGAUCCAAAUUCUCUGCCAUCGCGACAACUGAUGGAAGUCGUGAGAGUAAUAUGCAGCAAGGCAGUGGAGAGUCUGCAGAAUGCCCAACCGGCAGCUCAGAUGUGCUUUACUAUUAUUGAGAAGGAGAAAGGCAACACAUUCCUGGAGAGCCUCCUGAACUCUUGUCGAGAGUGGUAUAACGAGAAAGACAAACUUCUAAGAAAUUCGAUUUCCGGAACGAACAUUCUCGUUUCCGGCAACGGAGCGGGAUCGAAACGAUGGACCGCGUACGUUUCUUUUCUAAUGGAACUAUAUCUACGCCUGAAAAGUCACCAUCGCACGGUCACCCUGGCCAACAACGCCGAAAGUACCGGUUCCAACACGACGGCUCAGACCCCUGCCGCAGCCAAUCAGACUCUGACUCUCUCCGUGCUCAUCUUCGAAUGCUGCCAGAUCAUUUUGAAACCGCCUUCCCUCAACAACGUGGCCGAGAUCGAAUGCCUUCGCUCGUUGUUAUCCACCAUAGGACGACAACUGGAAAGCGAUUCCCUGCAGCGCAUGCAACAGAUAAUCGCUCUGAUGAGAGAUGCAUUUAUCGAUCCGUCCAUAUCCACCCAAAUCCGCAAGACGCUUCUGGAAUUAGUGGAGCUCCACGCCAGCCAAUGGCAGCUGGACCUGCCGCAGACUAUGUAUUACUUCCCCUACACUACCCUGGAUCGAAACUAAACAGUGCCAAUUCGCGAGUGUGAAACUAAAAUGCACAAUCGUCACUUGUCUUUCCGAUUAUUUCUCUCCUUCCGUUGGGCUAAUUAGUCAUUUUCUCUUCUAAAUUCUCGCCAUACCAAACACAGUGCAAUACAAAGAAAAUGGAGUCACCAGAGCAAUAUGGAGAUAGUCUAGUCCGUGCAUUGUAAUAUUUAUCGAUUUUAUUAUUUAUUUUACGUUACGUCAGAGCGCAUAUCUCUGGCAGAUGGUUUAUAGUACAAUUCGUCGACUCGAAGAAAGGUUACAUACGUGUUUAAGUGUUAUUUCUCAAAAGAUAGACGAUAAUUCCAUAAUAUAGAUAAAUUGUUUUUACUUAUUUUGUUAAUAUUUUGUGCCAUCAAUUAUUUGAUGAGUUUUCCUUUUGUUUGUUAAAACAAAUUGUAAAAUAUAUUAUUAUCGAAGUCAUCUUCAAUUUUAGAAUUGUUGAAUUUGACAGUCGCUGGUGUUUUUAUUCUAUACGUGAAAUUUUUACGCUAUUUUUUUAACAAAUUAAUAUCGUUCGAAUGUCGACUGCACGAUUCUCUCCCCCUUCGCCUUUACCGUUGCACCUACAGCAAAAUCCAGUGACUCGAAUGACGAAACGGAAGGUGAUGGAAAAGUCUGGAUGCCGCGCGGAGACUUUCCUAGCCAAUUUGAUACCCAAUUAGAAGUGAUUAAACGACGGUAGCUCGUCGUCGCCGAUUGCUUGGUUUGUUGGAUAUUCCGGUCGUCGAGCGAAGGCCUAGCUUUGUACAUAGCACUUUCCCUUAACGUUUUUAUCGCCAUUCGUUUCCUAUUUGAAAUUUUGCUCUGUGUAGCCUUGCCUAACUUAUGGAUAUUACCGGGUGAAGAAAAAAUGAGAUUUUUGUGUAUUUAAACGUUAUAAUACGGACGAAAAAAGGAAUGUCGCCGUUCGUUGAAUGUUUCCUAUCGUUAACCGCAAGUUGUGAUAUUAACAAGUCGGUAAUUCAUCCACGCCAACCGAAUUCAUGUUCGUAAAGUCACGAAAGAUUAAAAGACGAUUGACCAAAA
Centruroides sculpturatus (bark scorpion) is the source of this 2545-nucleotide messenger RNA. RefSeq names its product MIF4G domain-containing protein-like. NCBI's taxonomy places the organism in Eukaryota, Metazoa, Arthropoda, Arachnida, Scorpiones, Buthidae. Gene Ontology annotation, cellular component: cytosol. The coding region runs from base 278 to 1495 and encodes 405 amino acids. Gene Ontology annotation, molecular function: RNA binding; translation activator activity; protein binding. The record is from RefSeq and is a predicted model, not a curated record. The transcript has 7 exons. Gene Ontology annotation, biological process: regulation of translational initiation.